Messenger RNA from Glycine soja, 1669 nucleotides. RefSeq lists its product as uncharacterized. The record is from RefSeq and is a predicted model, not a curated record. Gene Ontology annotation, cellular component: plasma membrane. Gene Ontology annotation, biological process: protein localization to plasma membrane; phosphatidylinositol phosphate biosynthetic process. Bases 187 to 1320 code for a protein of 377 amino acids. NCBI's taxonomy places the organism in Eukaryota, Viridiplantae, Streptophyta, Magnoliopsida, Fabales, Fabaceae. The transcript has 2 exons.
CAGGGAAUAUUUGGAUAAGAAAGAUCAAAAGGAAAUUAGAAAGAGCAGAAUACUUUAUUUUGAUCAUCCAGCAAAUUCCAGUUAGGAUUAAGAAGAAUUGAUGAUGAAGGAGCAGAGCGUUAAAGGUGAUUUAGUUACUGCUUAGCUUCUGUGGUGUGUGUGGGUGAGAGGAAGAAGAAGAAGCAAAUGGAGUUUCAACGCAGCGAUUCAUCAUCGUCCCCGCCCACACCCAACAACGCCGAUCCGAAGAAAAACACUUGUUCUGACCCAAUGCAUUCAUGGUGGGAAUCAGUCUCAAAAGCCCGUUCCCGAAUCCACGCCCUCGCCGCCAUCCUCCCCUCCUCCUCCUCCGACUCUCUCUCCUCUUUAGCGGACUCCGACCGCCCCGCUUUGUCGUUACUUUCCUCCCCCGCCGCCUACUCCGCCGUCUCCUCCUCCCUCUCCGGUUCCCACUUUGAUCCCCUCUGCCACUGGCUCUACGACACCUUCCUCUCCUCUGACCCCCACCUCCGCCUGGUAGUCCUCUCCUUCGUCCCCCUCCUCGCCGGCCUCUACCUCUCCCGCAUCCACUCCCCGGAGCCACCGUCCCUCGCGGGAUUCGAAGCCGUCCUCCUCGCCCUCUACGCCGCCGAGACCAAAUCCCGCAACGGCAAACCGCUUGUGGUCACAAUCCCCGACCUCUCCCACCCCUCCAUCUACCACGCGCCCCUCCGCAAACCCCAAACCCUAACCCUCACCACACCACCCUCGGUUGGACUCAUUUCUCCCCCUUUAGAACCCCAGCUCGGCGUCAAAUCCACCAAGCGCGCCUCCAUCGUCGGCGUCGCGCUCCACUCCUUCUUCUCCCAGAUCUCCCACAUGCCCGCCUGGUCCAAGCUUCACUUCUGCCAAUUCGCCGCCGCCUGGGCCGGCGGCGCCUCCCACUGCCCCUGCCGCAACGAGCUCGACCGCGAUGGCGAAAUCGUUGGCGAAAUCAACGAUUUCGCCAACACGUUCGAGAUUCGUGAUGAUAUGGAAGGGAAAGGGGAGAGGAUUCCCUUGCCGUGGGAGAUUCUGCAGCCUUCGCUCAGAAUCCUGGGGCACUGUCUAUUGGGACCGUUGAACUCUCAGGAUGUGAAGGACGCCGCUUCCUUCGCGGUGCGGUGCUUGUACGCCCGCGCUUCGCACGAUUUGGUGCCGCAGGCGAUACUCGCGACGAGGAGUCUCAUUCAGCUUGAUGUGAGGACUCGAGAGGCUGCCAAGACGAAUGCCGCCACUAACUCGAACGCCAACACCCCCACCAAGGCCAAGAAGCCGGAGAUUCUUCUGGUUUCCAAGUGAGGAGGAGGUUGCUGCUGUGUACUAUUACUGUAGGUCUUCAUACUGUAAACACAAUUUCUAUUUGUAUAAUAGAAACUUCAUAGAUGCCAUUUUUUUUUUAUAUAUUUCUUUUGCUUGUUCUAGGUUAUAGUAUACAUAUAUAUUUAUUUAUUUUUCCUACCCAGUGAUUAGGUAGCUGUAUUGAGUAUUGACUUUGUUUCUUCAUGGAAUUAUGCUGAGCUUCCUUUGUGUUUGUGUGUGUGCCAUUGUUUGAUUAUAGUUGUGUGAUUUCCGUGUGGUGUUCUUUUGGCUUUGAAUUAUUGUUGUACUCUCUGGAGAUUCAGGAAAUUGAAUUGGGUGUUCUAAAUGA